AUGUAUGUAUAUUUUGGUUAUAAAUAUUUGUAAUUGAGGCAGCUGAAAACCUCCAAAGCCCUGUCUACCUAGAAGCUCCAACUUCUUUCCCGUUUUGCGUGUCUAUUGUGUCCACAAAGAGAGAUGAGAAAGCAAACAGAUAGUGCACGUAAACAAAGAUUGGCACUAGUCCCAUGUCCAUACCAAGGCCAUAUUAAUCCAAUUCUUCAACUGGGCAAAAUCCUUCAAUCCAGAGGAUUCUCCAUUACAAUUCUUCACACCAUUUACAACUCUCCAAACCCCCAAGCCCACCCUGAUUUUAGCUUUUUUCCUAUACCAGAAGGCUUAUCAAAAAGUGAUAUUUCAUCUGGGGAUUUAGCUCAUAUUGUGACCACAAUUAAUGACAAUUGCAAGGUCAGUUUCCAACACCUCAUGGAACAACAAGAAUCACAGGAAGAUGAUAUUGCCUGCAUCAUCUGGGAUGAAUAUAUGUACUUCUCUGAUGCAGUAGCUACUAAUCUCAACAUUCCAAGCAUCAUUUUCCGCACCAGUAGCGCCGCCACUUUUCUAGGUCGCUGUGCUCUUCUCCAACUUCAUGCACGAGGUCUUAUACCUUUCCAAGAUUCUAUCCUACAUGAGAUGGUGCCAGAGCUUUAUCCCCUCAGAUACAAGGAUCUACCACUCCCCAUAUGUUCAGAGUUUGAAUCAUCAGUGCCACUCAUUGUUGACUCACACAAGAUUAGGAAUGCUUCUGCAAUCAUUUGGAAUACUGUGGAUUGCAUUGAACAAUCAUGUCUAAUGCAAAUCAAAAAAGAACAUUGUCCAGUUCCAAUCUUCCCAAUAGGCCCUAUGCACAUGAUUGCCCCACCCAACUCUGUUAGCUUACUCAAAGAGGGUACCAGUUGCAUCCCAUGGCUAGACAAACAGUCCCUUAACUCGGUUAUUUAUGUAAGCCUUGGGACCAUGGUAUCCAUAGGUGAGAAAGAAGUAGCUGAGAUGGCUUGGGGGCUGGCCAACAGCAAGCAGCCUUUCUUGUGGGUGAUCAGACCCGGUUCAAUCUGUGGUUCAGAUUGGAUUGAGAAAUUGCCCCAAGGGUUUAAAGUUGGUGUCAGAGAGAGAGGAUGCAUUGUGAAAUGGGCACCUCAGAAGGAAGUUUUGGCACAUAAAGCUGUAGGAGGGUUUUGGAGUCAUUGUGGUUGGAAUUCGACUCUGGAAAGUAUAUGUGAAGGAGUUCCAAUGAUAUGCAAUCCGCAUUUUGGUGACCAAAGUGUGAAUGCAAGGUAUGUAAGCCAUGAAUGGCGGGUUGGCUUAGAGUUGGAGAACCUGGAAAGAGGAGAGAUAGAGAGAGCUAUAACAAAACUGAUUUUGGAUGAUGAAGGGAAGGAUAUUAGGGCAAGGGCUAAGGAUUUGAAGGAGAAAGUGAAACUUUGUACAGGGGAAGGUGGUUCUUCCCAAAGUCACUUGAAUGAGCUUGUGGAUUUGAUCAUGUCCUUUUAGAAUUUUUUUUAUUUUUUCCAAAUAGAUCAUGUCGGUUUAGUUUUUGGGGUAAAUAUCAUGUUCGUUUGGUUGAGUAAGGGAACAGAAUGUCAUUUCAAUUUUA
This is a messenger RNA of Ziziphus jujuba (common jujube), 1579 nucleotides long. RefSeq names its product UDP-glucose iridoid glucosyltransferase. The transcript is spliced from 2 exons. Gene Ontology annotation, molecular function: UDP-glycosyltransferase activity. NCBI's taxonomy places the organism in Eukaryota, Viridiplantae, Streptophyta, Magnoliopsida, Rosales, Rhamnaceae. The coding region runs from base 124 to 1476 and encodes 450 amino acids. The record is from RefSeq and is a predicted model, not a curated record.